AUGGAAAUCACGGAGCUCAAUCUCAUCGGCGAUUUCGAAGCCGGAAUGAAAUGCUUACAGAACCCAUCUUUACUUUCUACAGUUUCUCUAAUCGAUAAAGUUCCUCGGUUUUAUAGUUAUUGGACAUGGGGUGCUUUGAUUCUUGCUGUUUUCGCUACUUUCACUAGUAUUUUCGGCGAUGAUGAUUUAGAUUUUGACUUUUCCGAUGACGACGGCGACGAUGAUACACCGUCUUCCGUGGCAGAGUCCGAUGAUGAAGAAUUGGAUUCAGAGGACGGACAUCCGGAUGAAGUUUUCCGGGCAGAGGGUUCUAGUUUUUGGGGAAACAACAGAGGGUCCGAUGGUAAUUUCACGCUCCGACGGCGUAACGGGUUUUCGUUGUCGGAUUUUUCCGCCGGGAAGAGCGUUGUACAGUUGUGGGAUAGUUUUGGUUUAGGGUUAGAUUUUGAAGACGAUGAAUCUGAAUACGGGAGUGAAAUUGCGAUCUGGGAUUUGGAUCGCGACGUGAAAUUAAGCUCCGGCAGGCGCUGCGAGGUUGCUGCAGUGGCGGACAAUGUUGUCCUGACGGCGGAGAUGAAUGAUAAUAACGGCGAAGUGGGUUUUCGUACGUAUGAUUCUAGGGUGGACGGCAAGUCUCCGGCUAUCUACGCGACGUGGCGCUCACGUCACCGGCAACUAUGGGCGGACGAUGAAAGCGUCACCGGUCAGAAGGAGGAGUGA
Molecule: messenger RNA, 720 nt
Organism: Lactuca virosa
Lineage: Eukaryota; Viridiplantae; Streptophyta; Magnoliopsida; Asterales; Asteraceae
Source: the annotation of a GenBank genome assembly